CACUAGCUGCAACUGUAUUCUGUAAUGGUAUGCUAAGUUUAAAUUGUUUUACUUUGUACGAUCACUUGAGCGACACUAUCACAAAGGUUGCUGCAACACUCACUUAUGCCACCAUGCACGUUAAGUACCAAGUAGUAUUAGUACCUGUACGAAAAAGAAUAUUUGCGAUCGCACUGUUUUUUGCUCGGAUCUGUUGGUCAAUCUGUCAUCCAAUUGCCAGUUAAGUAUUGGUGCUCUUUGUGCACGGUUGUUUUACAACAAAUCUGCAACGGAAGCGCAGCAACGAUGACCCUAAGCUGCAGGCUAAUCGGUGCCGUACGACAUUGAAUCUGACUAAAAUUUAUCUGUUCACUACAGCGUAUUACAAUGAGAUCUGGCGUAACGCCGCAGCGGUCAUGACGCCCACGCUUUGUGGCGUUAUUUUGAUUUGAAGUGUGAUGUUACUUACGACCAGACAAUGGAAUUACUGGCUGUAUUAUCACUAGAAACCUGCUUAUUAUGUGGAGUUCUUUUUAUUAUGCGCACUUAUUGUACGGCGUAAAUUGGUACGUUUUUUACCGUGAGGACUUCAGCGAUCAGAUUCUGUCCAUAUGUAUGUAAUCAUGCCCCAGAAAAUGAUGUACUGCUUUGAUGUGUGUGUUAUAACUGAAGAGUGCUCAUCCAAAGAUUCUGCGGAUGUUUACCUAUGAUUGUGAGCAUUAUAGCUAAUUGCUGCCAUUGUUGGUACAAUAAUAGGAUUAUAAGAUACGGUAAUUUUGCUGCCAGAUUCUUGGUUUACAUAAUAUGUACAUCAAUCUGCUCACUCCGUUCUGAGAUGCUCUGGCAAGAUGUAACCGAUUAGAUUUCACGCGCCGUAUAACUGGAUUAUUGCGGACAUACCCUACCUAGCUUCUCGGUAAUUGAAUGGAUUCGGACAACUGUUUCUUUGCGGAAGAUCUUAAGGAUCAUCACGAGGAAGAAGACGUUGCAGUGCAUGAGUUCGUUGAUACGCUACGAGACAUUUUGCAAGAUCUGAAGUGCUUGGACGGCACGAAAACAUCACAGUGCGCUGCAGUACAAGUCCACGACUCCGAAAUCAAAAUUCUUAAGGACCAAACUGUUUUCCUCGCCAAGCGUAUUCUGAAGUUGCAUCAUGGAUAUGAAGACAUGCAACGCAGAGUUCAGCACCUGGAAGCCGCAAAUUCCGGCAGGGAACGACGCAGCCCGAGCGCUGAAAUGGAUUUCAGCGAGGUCACCGAAAGGACAAUAAAUGGUGGCAAAAUUGGCGAACUACCGGACAGCGGCUGUUUAGCCAGUCCGACAAAUAGUGUCAUUGACAGCUCUCCCAACAGCGAAUGUGGUGCUUACGAUAAAAUGGAAAGGAUGUCAAAUGCCGGGAAGGGCAGUCAAUGUGAAAAUGAACAUGACGAUCACGAAAUGAGUAUGGGCGUGGUCGAGCUGGAUCCACCUUUUGUUCCCACUGUUGACAAAGUCGUACAAAAAAUCGCGCACAUCGAACAAGAAUACACUGAAAUACUGCACUCUGUAUUGGCGGGAAUGAACACUCGAGGACAAAGUUUCCACUACCUGAACGAGAUCUAUCUGCGGCAUAAAGCUCUGCUGAAAUCUCUGGUAAACACUGAUGCACCAUUCAACCAGACUUCUAUGUCGCAAGCUCAUAUCAGAAUGAACUUCCUAUUCAGGAUGCUUAUUUUUUGGACAGACCAGAAAAUCCUUGAAAUGUACAUAAAACUGCUCGGGUCACCUUUCGAUGCGGCAAGGAUUCAAGAAGGCCAACAAGAUUUCGUUGCCGCAACGUAUUCCGAUAUCUCCUUCGUUGUGAAACAAAUUAUUUGGAAACAUUUACACUUUCUUGCAAUCUAUUUUAAGGGGGUGCGGGAUAGUUCAACCAAAAAAGAAUUUCACAUCGACCAUUUAAUCUGCACCCUGGACUAUUUAGUACAACAAGUGGACGAUGAUUCCUUAUUCCCAGAGAGCAAUACUCUAGUGUUACCCCGUCCUGCUUUCGCUGACCUGCCCAUUCCCACGCAAACAGUAUUACAGCUUCGGGACCAAUCUGUUCAAACGGACUUGGAUAACCAGCGAAUUCGCCUAGAAUACGUUGAAGGAACCUCUUAUUCUGUUAAAAUCGCUGUACAAAACUGUAACGAAGUUCAGAAAAAUGCGUUCCGCCAGAUUACACGACGUAUGUCUUUACCAAAGCAGUGCUAAAAGGUCAAACUUUCUUGUUGACAUCGACGGUUGGCCUGUGUUGUCUGUACGAUUGUGUGACAAACAUUUUGUGGAA
Molecule: messenger RNA, 2287 nt
Organism: Paramacrobiotus metropolitanus
Lineage: Eukaryota; Metazoa; Tardigrada; Eutardigrada; Parachela; Macrobiotidae
Exons: 7
Coding region: 904-2211 (435 amino acids)
Source: RefSeq, a predicted model, not a curated record